GUUUGCUCACGGACGGGUUGUAUUAACGGUCGUGUGUUAAUCUAGCAAAAGUGUCCGCGCGACAGGGAAUUUCAGCCUGAACUUGAAUAAUAACGGUCGUCGUGGUUUAUUCACCGACCCCCGUCAAGUUUCUUUUGUUUGUUUAUAUUGCCGUUUCUAACAACAACUAAAGGAGUACGAAUGACCUAGAUGAAGCUAAGAAGCGGAUGAAACGCGGACGUAAAUAAUUGGUGCUUGAAAUGGCGAAAAUCUUUUUCGGACUCGACCCAGAGAUGGAAUGUACGUCCACCUUUUAUCUGGUUCGGGGACUUUGGACGACUCUGACAGACAUGCUUGACUACGCAGGACUGGUGAAGUGAGUAGAAAAGGCCUUCAGCACUUGUCCUGGAAUGUUUCUAUCUACUGAUGCAUGUCAAUAUUAUGGGAUGGCAAACCCAGGAGGUGACUAUCUACCUUUCUCAUGUUGGUGACCUUGAUGGUUUUGAAGGAUCCCAGACUGAAGCUUUGGAGAUAGAGACGGAUGAAUGAUUCAAAGCUUGCCGUGGUCCAGCGCCAUGGUAGAUAUGCCGAGCCUGUACAGUCCCUUGUCCCCGCUGGGCGAUCCAAUCCUGGACAGCCCUCUGUGUGGAGAACUCAUUGGUGACAUGGAGGUGCUCGAGGACAUCUCUCAGUCUCUCAGCGACGAUACUUUCAACUUUCACGUGCUGGAAUACCAGAGCUGCAACACAUUAGUAGACGACUCCACUGUCUUAGAUGUCUUAACCCCGGCAUCUAGUCCGUCCUCAGAAGUGUUCGCGGCCAGCACAGGUCAGGACGAGAACUCAUCCGGUUCUCUCGCCCUCGAGUGCCGCGUCUGCGCCGACCGGGCCUCAGGUUUCCACUACGGAGUGCAUGCCUGCGAGGGGUGUAAGGGCUUCUUCAGGAGAACCAUUCGACUCAAACUGGAGUACGACAAGUGCGAACGCAACUGCAAGAUCCAGAAGAAGAACAGAAACAAAUGUCAAUACUGCCGUUUCCGCAAGUGCCUUGCAGUGGGCAUGUCCCACAACGCUAUCCGUUUUGGGCGGAUACCCCAAUCAGAGAAGCAGAGGCUGAAAGCAGAGAAGGAUGUCAGCGGGAAAGAGGAGCACCAGUCUCUGCAGCCGGACACGAGGAGUCUGGCCAGGCAGAUGCAUGAAGCCUACCUCAAACACUUCCACAUGAACAAAGCCAAAGCACGCGUGUUUCUCACGGGCAAGACCAGCACUCCGCCCUUCGUCAUCCACGACAUGGACUCUCUCCAGCACGCAGAGCAGAAUCUACUCACCCAGCUGCUGGGCAACGUGGCGUCCGGCGACACCUCCACUCUGCAGCAGAGAGAAGUGGAGGCCCGGCUCUUCCUGUUCUGUCAGUACGCCUCGGUGGCGACGGUCACGGAGCUGACGGAGUUCGCCAAGGCCUUGCCCGGCUUCGCCACCCUGGACCUCAACGACCAGGUGACUCUGCUGAAGUACGGCGUGUACGAGGCGCUCUUCGCCCUGCUGGCCUCCUGCAUGAAUAAAGACGGGCUGCUGGUGGCUCGCGGCGGAGGCUUCAUCACCCGCGAGUUUCUGAAGAGUCUACGCAAGCCCUUCAGUGACAUGAUGGAGCCCAAAUUUCAGUUCGCCAUGAGGUUCAACGCUCUUGAGCUGGACGACAGCGACCUGGCGCUGUUUGUGGCUGCCAUUAUCUGCUGCGGAGACCGUCCAGGACUGAGUGACGUGUCACAGAUUGAGCACAUCCAGGAGAGCAUAGUUCACGCCCUACGGCUCCAUCUGUUGUCCAACCACCCCGACAACGGCUUGCUCUUUCCCAAGCUGCUGCAGAAACUGGCCGACCUGCGGCAGCUGGUGACAGAGCACGCAGAGCUGGUCCAGGAGAUCAAGAAGACAGAAGAUGCUUCACUCCAUCCUCUUCUGCAGGAGAUCUACAGAGACAUGUACUGAGAGCUCGAAGCGUUCCCGUUCUCAGGAAGCGCCGGUGCACGAGAGAUCCCUGUGUUCGGGACAGGAGAUGAGGAAAGCCUUUGAGUUGAUGAAUGUUCGGCUCCAAGGGGGA
Messenger RNA from Rhinichthys klamathensis goyatoka, 2076 nucleotides. It is a transcript of the gene pparaa, whose product is annotated as peroxisome proliferator-activated receptor alpha a. Gene Ontology annotation, molecular function: zinc ion binding; RNA polymerase II cis-regulatory region sequence-specific DNA binding; nuclear receptor activity. Gene Ontology annotation, biological process: hormone-mediated signaling pathway; regulation of lipid metabolic process; positive regulation of transcription by RNA polymerase II. Gene Ontology annotation, cellular component: nucleus. The transcript has 11 exons. The coding region runs from base 525 to 1964 and encodes 479 amino acids. NCBI's taxonomy places the organism in Eukaryota, Metazoa, Chordata, Actinopteri, Cypriniformes, Leuciscidae. The record is from RefSeq and is a predicted model, not a curated record.